Messenger RNA from Alosa alosa (allis shad), 3019 nucleotides. It is a transcript of the gene sytl3, whose product is annotated as synaptotagmin-like 3. The record is from RefSeq and is a predicted model, not a curated record. Gene Ontology annotation, cellular component: plasma membrane; exocytic vesicle. NCBI's taxonomy places the organism in Eukaryota, Metazoa, Chordata, Actinopteri, Clupeiformes, Clupeidae. Gene Ontology annotation, molecular function: small GTPase binding; neurexin family protein binding. Gene Ontology annotation, biological process: intracellular protein transport; exocytosis. The transcript is spliced from 17 exons. The coding region runs from base 698 to 2545 and encodes 615 amino acids.
ACAGUUUGAGAAACUGUGACUUCAGGUAAAAAGAGUCAUCACCACUAACGGCCAAGCAGACCCUCACGACAUUUUAAGUAAAUCUGCAGGAAGCCAACAGUGACAUGCAUUUCCUCUCCCAGGGCCCCCUAUAAAACUGUCACACUCGUCUCAGCUGUUACAGCUGCAGACAAGCAGUUCUAGACGAGAGGCGUCACAUCUGACACUGAGGAUCUUUAGGCAAACACAUCUCUUUGGAUUGCCAGCUCAUCAGGAGAAGAGAGGAGUACAGCUCUACCUUAACAGACAGCAAGACAAGUGGAUUAUUCAGUGAUUCUGCUGAACCACGGUUCAUUGGUUAGAGCACCAAUGCAUGGUCCGAUGGGUCGGAACACUGUGAUCAAGACAUUCAGGACCUUUUUUUCUCUUCUGUGACGUGCUCUUAACAUCACCGGGAAGUCACGUCGCAGGACACGGUUUUGAUAAAAUACACACUCAUCUUUUGAUCCGAGUCUAGAAUCUUUUCUAGAGAUCAGUUAGACAUCUUAUCUUUGACCUCUCUGUUUUAGUAAGAGAGCUUGUGAUACAAAGACCCUUUCGAAAGGACUACAAAAAGAAAGAAAGGCCAUCUCAGCGGUGUAUGCGUCUGUACCUGUGGAUAUGCUCUAGAGACUUAGAUUCGGAUAAAAAGUGAAAAUCCCUUAAGUGUUCCAGCAUCAUGGAUCUCAGUCUACUCCAAGCUGUGGAGAGAGAGAAAGUUCUGGAAGUUCUCCAGCGAGAUAAAGUCUUGCGCUGUCUGGAUGAGGAUAGAAUAAGGCGACUGAGGCUGGAGCUUCAGGAGUUGCGGCGGCGUGGGGCCAAGAGUUUCUCCCGGCAGUACAGCGAGCGGACAUGCGCACGCUGUCAGAGACCCCUCGGAAAGCUCUGGAAUUGUGGCGCCGUGUGUCGAGGCUGCAGCCACCGCAUCUGCAGCAAGUGCCGGGUCUGCAUGAGCCCCCACGAGUGGAAGUGUACUGUCUGCCAUGCCCACAGGCAAGUUAAGAUCAAAUCUGGUGAAUGGUUCAUGGAGGAGCGAGCAAGGAAGUUUCCCAGAGAAGCAGACAAACGUGAGAGCAUCGGAGAAAUACUACUUAGAUCCUACCAAAGGCUAAGUAAUAUUUCAAUUGUCCCACCCACCCCUCCACCGUGCGUGUCCUCACCACCGUUUAGCAGAUUACCGGACUGGACAAACUCUAAAGGAAGCCCAAAACCAUUCACGAAAUCCAUGGAAAAUCUGAUGAUGUCGUUCACAACCCACAUCAAAAAAAUCUCCAAGUCUCAAGAAGAUGUUAGGGCAGAGCCAGCCCUGCUUACUGUGGAAUACGACCAAAGACACAACACAGACCGGAAAAGCAAAUCAGAGACUGCCAUCAAUAAAUCUGCCAGUCUAACCAAAGUAGCGAGCCUGUCCAACCUUUUUAACAGGAGUAAGGAGCAGGAGAGGAGAAGGUCAUCCUCACCUCUCUGUACUGAUGAGGAUUCAUCACAGAGUUCAGGCUACUCUGGAGAGAAGAGGGGCAGCAUCAGUAGCACCGGUACAGACUGCGGCCUGGUCGAGAGCUCCAGUGUGACGGGGGAGUUGGAGCUGGCUCUGGCCUACAGCUUUAGCUCCUCCUGCCUGGAGGUGGUCGUGGGAGCCUGUCGGAACCUCACCCAUGGAGACGCCAAGAAGAAAAAGUGCCACCCCUAUGUGAAGGUCUACCUGCUGCCCGACAAAUCACAGAGCACUAAGAUGAAGACAGCCGUCAUGAAGAACACAACAGAGCCUGUCUUCCAGGAGACCUUACAGCAGGCCUCGGUGUGGCACGCGGAGACCCUCAGACGGAAGGUCCUCCUGGGAGAGGUUCUCAUUCCCCUGGACAGGUGGAGUUUUGAAGACCCCAGCACGCAAGGGCUGAUGUGGUACCCUCUCUGUCCCAAGACUGAACGGCCAGUAGGGGUCGAUAUGGAACAAGUUAUUGGAGAGCUGAUUCUAAGAGUCAAGUUCUCAUCUCUCACCCAGAUCUGCAAGAUGAACAGCACUGGCAUUGGCCCCUUUGAAGUUGGGCAGCUCACUGUUCUCAUCAUCGGUGUUCAGAACCUGUCCAGUUCAAAACCCUGGUCCUCGUUUAUCAAGGGUUGUCUGGUCCUGCCAGGGCAGCGGGAGCUGGUGCAGAGGACCCCGGUGGUGAAGCGGAGCUCGAGCCUGGAGUGGGCGCACCAGCUGCUCUUCAGCAGGGUCACGGCCCACGAGCUGCACGACGCCUCGCUGGUGCUGGGCCUCUGGGAGCACGCGCCCUUCAGUGUCACCGACCGGCUACUGGGGACGGCCACACUACACGCUGGGGAAGGUGAGCACUGUUUGAGCUGGUUGAAUCACGGUGCUCUCAUAGUGCACUGGCCAUUGGACAGUGUGGACAGACAGACAUAUUUGGAAAGAGGAAGGACCUGGUUUUGGUUGUCCUGGCAACCUUUACAACAGACACCGAAUGUGUGGCACAACGUCAGCCUACCCCUGCGUGCCAAUGUAAACAACAGGAAACCAUGACAACCUACAGUAGCACAGAAACAAGAGAAAUGAGAGUGAGACGUUUCUCUCUGUUGCUCUUGUGCACAAAGUAUUAUCUAAUGGAUACCCCCCCCCCUCCAAUGCACACACACAUUCCACACAUUAUUUAUAAAUCAACAUUUUUACGUUCACAUUAUAUAUAAGUCAUGAAUAUACUGUGCAAAAGAUGCUACAGAAUUGGAUAUGAAAAUUAAUUGAACAAAGUUGAUUUGAUGUUUGUCUGUGCCAGGAAUACACAAACCAAGUGACUCAUGAACAAUUAAAUAGACAUGACUGUUCCAUUUAUCAGCACAUGUAUAAUAGACACCAUUUGCAUGCGUCAGCCUGUUUAGUCAUUUUUGUUAUGUAUUUUUAUUUAUUUAUUAACUUAUGGACUUGUUUUUAUAUGUAACAAUUAAAUAUACAAAUAAAUCCAGAUUUGUUUUUUUUUUUAAACAAAGGCCUUUGAGAAUU